Pseudophryne corroboree (corroboree frog) is the source of this 1552-nucleotide messenger RNA. It is a transcript of the gene TNFAIP8, whose product is annotated as TNF alpha induced protein 8. The transcript is spliced from 2 exons. NCBI's taxonomy places the organism in Eukaryota, Metazoa, Chordata, Amphibia, Anura, Myobatrachidae. Gene Ontology annotation, molecular function: cysteine-type endopeptidase inhibitor activity involved in apoptotic process. Gene Ontology annotation, cellular component: cytoplasm. The coding region runs from base 255 to 854 and encodes 199 amino acids. Gene Ontology annotation, biological process: regulation of apoptotic process. The record is from RefSeq and is a predicted model, not a curated record.
CUGAGCAUGUGUGGAUGGUGUGGUUGCCCUCCUCAAUAUAUGAUUCUCCGGAGGAGCUGCUGCUUUCCAGACAGUGGCUGAGAAGGGGACGGGCUUCCUUCCAUACUGCUUUUUUGUGAUUGGUAAAACUUGCAGAACUUUCCUUUUUUCUUUCUGACUUUUUUUUUCUUCUUCUUUGGUUGAGAAGUUGACUUUCUGCUUCUGUUGUGCACGUCAGCUGUAAUCUGGUCUCUCCAGUGACUUACACUGACACCAUGAGCUCAGAGUCAGAUGAAUCCAAAGACGUGGCAACAGAUGUUUUCAACUCCAAAUAUCUGGCUGUCCAAGCCCAGAAGAAGAUUCUUGGCAAGAUGGCUUCAUCUAAAUAUAUUGCAACAUCCCUGAUUGAUGACACUAGUGGGGAAGUGUUGGACGAACUCUAUCAGGUGACUAAGGAGUUCACCCAUAGCAAGAAAGACUCGGAGAAGAUCAUUAAGAACCUCAUCAAGACCGUUAUAAAGCUGGCUGUCCUUUAUAGAAAUAAUCAGUUCAAUCAGGAUGAGAUUGCACUUAUGGAGAAAUUCAAGAGGAAAGUCCAUCAGUUGGCCAUGACGGUGGUCAGCUUUCAUCAAGUGGAAUAUACCUUCGACCGCAAUGUGCUGUCAAAAUUGUUGAAUGAAUGCCGUGAGGUUCUUCAUCAGGUCAUCCAGCGUCAUCUCACGGCAAAGUCUCAUGGACGCAUCAAUAACGUGUUUGACCACUUCUCUGAUUGUGAGUUUUUGGCUGCUCUGUACAAUCCAUUUGGACCUUAUAAAUCACAUCUCCAGAGACUCUGUGACGGUGUGAACAAAAUGUUAGAUGAUGACAAUAUUUAAGCAGAUAUAUUGCGGUCUCUUGUUACUUGCUGCAAAAUUCAAAUCUGAAGUUGCUACGAUGGAGAUGGAGACCACUGCUUAACGGGUAUUUUAUCUGCUGACUGUAACACUGGAGCCAGAUUGUUCUGCCAUCUGAUACAAGCUUCUGGUUCUCGCUGGUGAGGCGUUACUGAGCAGUUAUUAUAUGCAGAUAGGCUCCUUGUACAUACAUCGUUUGCAAGUGAGGGGGGAAAACAACUUACAAGCAGAAUUUCCACUGAAAUGGGAGUAUUACGAAGAAUUUAUGCAAAAGGAGUUGAUGCUAUUUAUGGCUUUCCAGAAGGUUAAUGCAAAGACAUUUUAUGAGUGUUUCCCUGCAAUGUAUGAAGUAUCUAUAAAAUGUGUGCGCUGAUUAUUUUUGCAUUUAUAUGAUCUUAAUAAGUAAUUGAAUAAAAAAAAAUGGCAGCUUCUUUUUCCCUUUAGUUCUAAAAUCUUUGUCUUGUAAGUACAAUAUACAUACAGAUCUUGAAUCUUGCUGUCAUGGAAUGGCACUGAAUUUUAUGUAAUAUUUUGACCCAGUGCUUUACAAUAUUCUCCAAUGUCUUAAUUGUCAUAAACGGUUUAACGGUUCUUCAUUUCUCUGUGUGGACGGCAGAAUUGCACUUUCUUAAUGUCAGUCAAACUGUCAUCCAAAAUAAAAAAAAAUCUAUCCUUUCAAA